AUGCAUUUAUCAAAAAGUAUCAAUAAAUUAACUUUAGAUUCUUUUACUUCAUCAAAUUUAGAUAAAACAAAUUCAAAUAAUACAAUAAAUUCAAAUAAUUUUUAUAACCCCAAUGAUACAAAUGAAAUUUUAAAUUUUCCAUCAAUUAAUAUAAAAAAUAUUGAUUAUGAUUAUUUAGAAAAAAAAUUUCAAAUUUAUCAAUAUUUUCCAAAUCAUAUUCAUAAUUCAAAUUGUUCUACUCCUAUAAUAAAAGAUUUAAUAUUAGAUAAACCUAUUUAUAAUGAUGCAAAUAAACAUGUUAAAAAGAAAAAAAAGAAGAAAUCUAAAAAAUGUGGUGAUUUAAAAGAAAGUAGAAAAUUAAGAAAAGAACAAAGAGAACAAAGGAAAGAAUUUCAUAAUGAACAAAAGGAGCAAAUGAAAGAAAUGAAGAAUGAAAGGAAGGAAUUGAUACAAGAACAAAAGCAGGAGAUGAAGGAUUUAAAACAACUGCAACAACCUAUAAAAAAAUCAUAUUGUGGUCAUUAUACUAAAAAAAUAAAUAAUAUUCAUAAUUCAAAUGGUGGUAGUAAUGAUAUAAAUCAUAAUAUUGGACAAAUAAAUCCUUAUCAAAUGAAAACUCAAUUUUCAGAAAAUACAAUAACAUCAAUGUCAAGAUCAAAUUCUCAAUUUACUCAAUUUACAAAUAAUGAAUAUUAUAAUAAUUAUGAUACAGAAAAUGAAGAAUCAUUUGAUGAAUUUAAUAAUAAAUCGAUGAAUAGUAAUCAAAAUACUAUUGGUGGUGGUUAUGAUUCUGAAAAAACUGAAGUUGAAGAUGAUCAAUUUAAUCCAAUAUUAUUUAAUAAUCCUUUUGAUUUUGGUGGGAAAAAAUUACCAUCAACAAUGGCAAUGUCAAAAAGUUCAUCAUUAUAUAACAACAAUUAUACAACCACUGGAAAACUUGCAAAUUCUUCAAUUAAUACAAGAAAUAAUUCAAUAAAUAUUCCAAAUAUUAAUAAUCCUUUACAACCAAUGUAUCUGAAUAAUACAACUACAUUAAAUGGUUCAAAAAAAAGAUCUUCUUCUAUUACAUUAAUUAAUAAUAGUCAAAACUCGUCUCAAAAUAGACAUAAUAAUGGUAAUAAUAACAAUGGAAUCAAAAAUGUACCUCAAAGAAGAUCAACUUCAAUUGCAUCAAAAUUUAUAAAUAUGUUUGGAGGUAACAAUAAUAAUCAUAAUCAUCAAAAUCAAGAUCAAAUAGAUGAUGAUCAUUUUUAUAGUGAAGAUUCAAUAGAUACAGAAAAUGAUAAAGAUGAAGAAAAUUUAAUUAUUGAUGAUAUUGAAUCAUUUAAUAGUAGUGGAGGUGGUAAUGGUAUAAUAAGAAAAGGGUCCAUAAUAAAUCAUAAAAUUGGUCACUACAAUAAUAAUAAUAAUAACUCAAAUUUACAACAAUCAAUAAGUAUGAAUCAUCAAAAUAAUUCAAAUCCAUAUAUGAUAAUGAAUCAACAACAACCAUCAAGUUAUUAUGGAUCACAUCCACAUCCUAGCUAUAAAUUAAAUCAUCAACUGCACCAAAAUCAUCAACAAUUUGAAUCUUAUCCAAUACAAAAAUCAAAUACUUUUGAUCAAACAAAAUCUUCCAAGACAUCAUUAAAAAAUAAAUUAAAAAUGAAAUUAAAUAAUGAAUCUAGGCGUUAUAGUGAACAAUUUGGUAUGUAUAUUUUACUUCUUUACUAA
This is a messenger RNA of Lodderomyces pseudojiufengensis, 1713 nucleotides long. RefSeq names its product gsk3. Bases 1 to 1713 code for a protein of 570 amino acids. Lineage: Eukaryota; Fungi; Ascomycota; Pichiomycetes; Serinales; Debaryomycetaceae. The record is from RefSeq and is a predicted model, not a curated record. The transcript has a single exon.